Messenger RNA from Humulus lupulus (European hop), 3919 nucleotides. RefSeq lists its product as uncharacterized. Bases 3051 to 3491 code for a protein of 146 amino acids. The transcript is spliced from 7 exons. NCBI's taxonomy places the organism in Eukaryota, Viridiplantae, Streptophyta, Magnoliopsida, Rosales, Cannabaceae. The record is from RefSeq and is a predicted model, not a curated record.
CAGUCUGAUCAUUUUACAUAAGCAUAAAAUUAGACAAGGGAUAAAUUGAAAAUUAAUCAGUUUUUAAUUAAAAUUAUCUCCUAAAUAUUUUUAGUUUAGUUCUACUUAUUUUUAUCACAGACAAUUUCAAAAAUACUCUUGACUACAUGAUUUUUUUCUAAAAAUAGUAUUGACAGAUUAUAGGGGUAUAAUAGGUAUAUUGAUUGAAAUAGUGAGUAUUAUACUAAAACUUAAAAUUUAUAGAUAAAAAAGAAAUGACUUGCCUAAAAGUGAUUCCUGAUCUAAUAUCUACGUUAAAGAAAGGACUUAGCUAAAAGUGACUCCUGAUCUGAUAUCUACUUUAGACAUAGAUGUAAAAGUUUUGAACCUAAAAUUGGGCUGACAAAACGAAUCUUUAGAAAUAGGUCGGGUCAAGUUACGCAGGGCUAAAUAUUUAGUUUUCUGACAAAAUUUGGUUUAAGUAAAUAAUAAUGGAGCAAAACAUUGUGCCGGACAAAAAAAUAUGUGGGUAUUAUAAAGUUAAUUGGGAAUCAAGUAUGGAUCAAUAUUUGAGCUGGAUAAAGAACAAUGAGGAAUUUACAUGAAAUAUGGGAAAAUUAACUAAAAUUUGAUAUAUAUGGCUUUUUAUUUUGUGUGCAUUUUUUAUGGUUUUUUUUGUUGUUUUCCUUUUUUAUGGGUUUUGUUUUCCCAUAUUUAUCAAAAUAUUGCUUUUAUAUCCCAUAUUUUUUUGUAUACGUUUUUUUUUUCUAUAGGGGUAUUUUUAUGAGUAAAUUUUUGUCUUUUUAUUUUUAUUAUUAUUUUUAUUAUUUUGGUAAACAUUUUUGUAAGAAAAUUUAAAUUCAGUAGUGGUUUAUUAUGCAUUUAUGUGUAUUUUUGUGAGGGCUUUUUAGUCAUUUUAUGUGUUUUUUUUAUUAUUUUAUUUUAUUUUAUUUUUGAAUUUUUUUUUGUAAGGAAAUCAAUUCCCAGUAUGCAUGCAGGUACUUGAGUACCCAGCCUCUAUCACGUUUUUAUCUUCUUCACGUUUUCUGAAUUUUAUUAGUAUAUUUUAUUAAGUAUCACGUUUUCUUCAGUGGUGAUUUGUGUUCUUAGUUUUCGUUCUUGUGUUAGGGUUUAUUUGAGUUCUUUGUUGUCGAUUUUCUGCCCUCUAUGCGUGUGUUUCGUUUCGGUGAGUACCUGGUUUCAGGUAUGUCUUUUUCCGUUUGCUUCAGUAUCACGUUUUUUAUAUAUCGUUUGGUUCAAAUUUUUUCUUUCUUUCAGCAUUUGGUUUUUUGUGUUGAUUUCUUCUUUUUUUUCUUUUUCUUAGGAUUUUUAUAAGUUUCUCGUUGUGGAUUUGUGCCUCUUUGUGGUGUUUUCGUAUCGGUGAGUACCCGGUUUCAGGGUUUAUUUUAUUUUAUUUUUUUUUAAUGUAAAUUGAUUGUUAAUUUUGCUUUGUAUUAUAUAUUUUUCUGUCGUGGGUGGUUGUUUUUUAAUCUGUGUUAAUGACGGUUUUUAUAUUUGGUGCACGAUUUUAUCGUUAGUUUUUUAGUGGGGUUUUUGUCAGUUUUUGAUCAGUUUAUUAUUUGGGAAGUUUAUGGGUAGUUAUUUGUAAUUUGUGCUCUAUAUAUGUGUAUAUCUGUUUUUCUUUUUUCAUUUGUGUUGUUUUUUUUUUUUUUAUGCAGUGCAUUGAUAUUUCUCUUGCUCGAAUUUGUGUGAUGGAUCACUGUGGUGAAUGCGGUGGUGUUUCUGGUUCGGAGAAGAAAAUUUUUGGUAUAGUAGAGGAUGAAUCGAAGAAUGUAGGGGAUGAUAUUUGCGAGAUUCUUCCUCGAAGGAGUAACAUUACACAUUUGAAGUCUGUUGCAAGGAAGAAGAGUAAAUCCCCUUCCUCUGUUGCAAGGAAGACAAGUAAAUCGCCUUCCACUGUUAAACAGGCGAAGGAUUCGUGUGCAUCUGGUAGUAAGGAUGCUGGAGAUGAUUCUCAUGAGACUAAACAUGUUGUGGCUCAUUUAAAAAUAUACCCCUCCAAGAGGUUUGGUAGUAAGGUUCAACAUUUUAAUGACAAGAGUGUCAUUACUGACUUGAAAUCUAAGUUGACUAAAAGUCAGAAAUCAUUGUUUAAGAAGACCCCAUUUGGGCACUUUUUAGAAGUAUGUGAUAUUCAUUUUCAAACUCAACUUGCCCAGCUUGUGUUAUUGAGAGAGGUAUCUCAUGAGAGGGAGGAAGAGGAAAUGUGGUUUAAGCUUGGUCGUAGAGUGUGUAGGUUUUCUAUUGAAGAGUUUGCUCUAGUUACGGGUCUUAGAUGUGAUGGUGAUUUUGAUUUAAGUCGUUUUCAAAAAAAGAAGGUUUUGUUUAAGAAAAAAAUAUUUGGCCGUUUUGUUGGUAAGGUGUCGAAGUCUGAAUUACGCAAUGCUUUUAUUAGUAAGGAUCUAGUUGAUGAUGAGGAUGUUGUCAAAUUGGGUAUAGUUCAUAUCCUAGUUAACUAUUUGUACGGCUAUACUAGUGAUAAGUUGGUUGAUGAUUUCUUUUUUGAGAUGGUUGAUCGAGAUUUUUCUGAAUUAGCAAAUAUUAGUUUUGGCAAGUUUGUAUGGGAUAGGAGUUUUCAAUAUUUGAAAACUGCUUUGAAGGGUGGGAAUAAAAUAUUUGAUGGACUGUUCGUUGAUGGGAAGGUUGGCCUUCACCCUUACAAACUUCUUGGGUUUCCCAUUGCUUUUCUUGUAUGAAUUUAUGAAAGUAUAGCUGAGUUGAGUCCUGAGUUUUGUCAACGGGUUGGGAAAAAAUUUCCCCGUUUGUUGAAUUGGAAGAGUACAGAUAAUGCGUUCUAUGCAAACUUGGUGGGAAAGGUUUUCAACAAUCAGAAGUUGACUAUCCUGAAUGUCUAUCCGUCUUCUGAGGAGAGAAAGAAACUGGCAGUAAAGAAGUUUAAGUUUGAGCCUCUAUACUUGCCGAAGGUGUGUGCUGAAGAUGGAGACAGUAGUCCGGGUACCCAGGUUGAUAGUGAAAAGUUGAGAUUGAUUUGUGAAUCAAUCUCAUCAAUAAAAGCAUGCCAAGAAACUAUUAUUAGUGACAUUGCAGUUAUGAGAUCUGAGUUCAUGGGGAAACUCAGUGAUUUAUCUGCAAUGAUUGCUAAAUUUGUUGCAAAAAAUUCUGAAAAAGUUGCAAAUUCAAGUGAUGAAAGUGCUGGUUUUAAUGAAGGGGAAAAGCCAGAUGAUUUUGAUAAUGUUUCCAGUCCUAUUUCUGAUGAUUCUAAGGAUUGUGGAAAUGAUUCAGCUGAAGAGUCUGAUGGUAGUAAGGGUGUUGAGAAGGAUUUAAAUGAAAAUUUUGAUGCUGUUUAUUCUGGGUUGGAGUUGUCAAAUGUUGUGGGUGGAGAUAAGGAUUUUACAAACAAGCCUGAGUUCAGUUCAGUUGGUUUAAGUUUUGAAGAAGUAUAUGUUGAUCCAGAGAUUUUGAGUGUUAUUGAUAGAACUGUUCAGUAUGCAGAAGGAGAAAAGAAAUUUACCGGGAGUAAGGAUGAUUAGAAGGUUGUGAUGGUUGGUGAUGAUGAUGAGGUUCCUGUUGCUAUUGAAAAGAGGGAGCCUAAACCUAGUACUCAUGUCAAGUCUCCUUUUGUUACUGAGUUUGGUUCUUCUGAUGUUAAAGAAACUGUGAAGAGGAAGGGAGUGGAAGUGGUGAUUGUUAGAGGAUUGGUUCCAUUUGAAAAUGAAAUAGGGCAGAAUGUUUCAAAGAAUGAUUGCCUGGAUUAUAUUUCUUGGAUUGAGGAUAAAAUGAAUUUUAAGAAUAAGUAUGUUUUUUUAUAUUUUCUUUAAUAUUAUUAUUCUUGAUAUUUAAUUGUUUGUUAAUAUAUAUAUAUAUUUUUUUUGUUUUGAAGGAAGAAGAAAUUUUCUGAUGUCAAUAACAUUAUCAAUCCCCCAAUGGAUUAUUCAUUUGUUAAAAUUUCUGAGAAAAU